Molecule: messenger RNA, 3700 nt
Organism: Carlito syrichta (Philippine tarsier)
Lineage: Eukaryota; Metazoa; Chordata; Mammalia; Primates; Tarsiidae
Gene: PPFIA2
Product: PTPRF interacting protein alpha 2
Exons: 21
Coding region: 114-2279 (721 amino acids)
Biological process (GO): synapse organization
Cellular component (GO): presynaptic active zone
Molecular function (GO): protein binding
Source: RefSeq, a predicted model, not a curated record
UUUUAAUUCAAGAAUCAGAAUCUUUCAGAAAGAAUCUUGAAGAAUCUCUACAUGAUAAGGAAAGAUUAGCAGAAGAAAUAGAAAAGCUGAGAUCUGAACUUGAUCAAUUGAAAAUGAGAACUGGCUCUUUAAUUGAACCCACAAUAUCAAGAACUCAUCUGGACACCUCAGCUGAGUUGCGGUAUUCAGUGGGAUCCCUAGUGGACAGCCAGUCUGAUUAUAGAACAACUAAAGUAAUAAGAAGACCAAGGAGAGGCCGCAUGGGUGUUCGAAGAGAUGAGCCAAAGGUAAAAUCUCUUGGAGAUCAUGAGUGGAAUAGAACUCAACAAAUUGGAGUACUAAGCAGCCACCCUUUUGAAAGUGACACUGAAAUGUCUGAUAUUGAUGAUGAUGACAGAGAAACAAUUUUUAGUUCAAUGGAUCUUCUCUCUCCAAGUGGUCAUUCUGAUGCCCAGACUCUGGCCAUGAUGCUUCAGGAACAAUUGGAUGCCAUCAACAAAGAAAUCAGGCUCAUUCAGGAAGAAAAAGAAUCAACAGAGUUGCGUGCUGAAGAAAUUGAGAAUAGAGUGGCUAGUGUGAGCUUGGAAGGUCUGAAUUUGGCGAGGGUACACCCAGGUACCUCCAUUACUGCCUCCGUUACAGCUUCAUCGCUGGCCAGUUCAUCUCCCCCCAGUGGACACUCAACGCCAAAACUCACCCCGCGAAGCCCUGCCAGGGAAAUGGAUCGAAUGGGAGUCAUGACACUGCCAAGCGAUCUAAGGAAACAUCGGAGAAAGAUUGCAGUGGUGGAAGAAGACGGUCGGGAGGAUAAAGCAACCAUUAAAUGUGAAACUUCUCCUCCUCCCACCCCUAGAGCCAUCAGAAUGACUCACACUCUCCCUUCUUCCUACCACAAUGAUGCCCGAAGUAGUUUAUCUGCCUCUCUUGAGCCAGACAGCCUUGGGCUUGGUAGUGCCAACAGCAGCCAAGAUUCUCUUCAUAAAGCCCCCAAAAAGAAAGGAAUCAAGUCUUCAAUAGGACGUUUGUUUGGUAAAAAAGAAAAAGCUCGACUUGGGCAACUCCGGGGUUUCAUGGAGACAGAAGCUGCUGCUCAGGAGUCCUUGGGCUUAGGCAAACUGGGAACGCAAGCUGAAAAAGACAGAAGACUGAAAAAAAACACAUCUGGGCAUGAACUUCUUGAAGAAGCUCGGAGGAAGGGACUACCUUUUGCCCAGUGGGAUGGGCCCACUGUGGUCGCAUGGCUAGAGCUUUGGUUGGGAAUGCCUGCUUGGUAUGUGGCAGCCUGCCGAGCCAACGUGAAGAGUGGUGCCAUUAUGUCUGCUUUAUCUGACACUGAGAUCCAGAGAGAAAUUGGGAUCAGUAAUCCACUGCAUCGCCUAAAACUCCGAUUAGCAAUCCAGGAAAUGGUUUCCCUAACAAGCCCUUCAGCUCCUCCAACAUCCCGAACUCCUUCAGGCAACGUUUGGGUGACUCACGAAGAAAUGGAAAAUCUUGCAGCUCCAGCAAAAACGAAAGAAUCUGAGGAAGGAAGCUGGGCCCAGACCCUGGCUUAUGGAGAUAUGAACCACGAGUGGAUUGGAAAUGAAUGGCUUCCCAGCUUGGGAUUACCUCAGUACAGAAGCUACUUUAUGGAAUGCUUGGUAGAUGCAAGAAUGUUAGAUCAUCUAACAAAAAAAGAUCUCCGUGUGCAUUUAAAAAUGGUGGAUAGUUUCCAUCGAACAAGUUUACAGUAUGGAAUUAUGUGCUUAAAGAGGUUGAAUUAUGAUAGAAAAGAACUAGAAAGAAGAAGGGAAGCAAGCCAACAUGAAAUAAAAGAUGUGUUGGUGUGGAGCAAUGAUCGAGUUAUUCGCUGGAUACAAGCGAUUGGACUUCGAGAAUAUGCAAAUAAUAUUCUUGAGAGCGGUGUGCAUGGCUCACUGAUAGCCUUGGAUGAGAACUUUGACUACAGCAGCUUAGCUUUAUUAUUACAGAUUCCGACACAGAACACCCAGGCAAGGCAGAUUCUUGAAAGGGAAUACAAUAACCUCUUGGCCCUGGGAACUGAAAGGCGACUGGAUGAAAGUGAUGACAAGAACUUUCGACGUGGCUCAACCUGGAGAAGGCAGUUUCCUCCUCGUGAAGUACAUGGAAUCAGCAUGAUGCCUGGGUCCUCAGAAACACUACCAGCUGGAUUUAGGUUAACCACAACAUCUGGGCAGUCAAGGAAAAUGACAACGGAUGUUGCUUCAUCAAGACUGCAGAGGUUAGACAACUCCACUGUUCGCACAUACUCAUGUUGACAAGCCACUCAAAGGAGGCAGCACUGACCUGCUAUGUCGUCUUUUCAGUCUACUCUACCUAAAGUGCACUACCAUCUAAGACGAGCAAAGAGAACCUUUGUGAAGACUGAAUUAUAAGAAAUAAUGACAAGUAAUGAUUUAUUAAAAGCUGAAAAAUGUGAUUUUGGGGGGGGAGUCAGAUAUUAAGUUUGAUUAGUUUACUAAAAUUGUAAUACAAUACUUAAGUCAUUUGAAUAAUACUUAUCAUCCACAUCAUAAAUUCUGUACAACAGAUGCUUUUAUGAAAAGGAGCCACUUGUUUUUUCAUGUUUUAUUGUAAUAUACUAGGCAUUUAUGUAUUACUGUGUAUUUCUUUUUAAAUGUGUAAGUCUUAUGUAAAUGGAUAUAAAUAUGAUUUUUUAAAAAAUAAAAUAUAUGGUUCAUGGAGUCUCGAGUGCAAACAUUUGACAAUUCCAAAUACUGUUUGUAUUUUACCAUUCCACCAUUUUUACAGUUUUUGAAUUGUAUCAGUCAAAUCAAUAUGUUUCCUUGAAGCAUGUUUCAUGUUUCAACAUGUUUCUCUUUCAAGUCUGUCAAUACUUAAAGCUGAACAACCUGCCUCUGAUCAUGUAAAAAAAGAAUGAUUUAACCUGGAACUGGAGCCAAAAAUAGACCUUUAAAGGCAAUCAGGGAUGUCCUAUAACUUUAGAAAUAGCACUGUGAUGGCUCGAUCUCCUUUUCAAUACAAAACAAAGCCAAACUGUUUACAAGAGUCAAAAGCAAUUAUUUAAAAAUUUAUAUGAAGGAAAACCAUUAUCUUCUCUUGUUACCUGUGGACCAAGAAAAAAAAAAAAAAAAACUUUACUAAGAAACACAUGUUCAUUCAAGUAUCUUGAACCGCCAGCCAGUACUGAACAGUGAAUGUGAACCACUGCAGAGCCUGAGGCUCAUUUCCACCGGAAAAAAACAAAACCCCAGAAACCCUUCCCUUUUGUUAAUGUAACAGGGCAUUAGCCAGACUCAUGUCUAAUGUUAUAAGCUUUUAGCCGAGAUGGCCUUGUUGCGACUUCCCUGAAGUCAGUUUUAUCAGAGGAAAUAAAUGAAAGACAGAAUGACUAACAUAUAUAGUGUAUAAAAGUAUAGAAGAGUAAUCUCUUCCCUGUGGCUUUAUUUGGUGGUGUUACUGUUGUUUAUUCUCUGUUUAUAUGGGAGAUUCAAAGUAAAACCUAUUUAAUAAUACCAUUUAUCUAACUGCUGAUUUUCUGCUGCUUGAUCUUAUUAAGCGCAAGACCUGUCAUUAGUAAUUUUAAUUUGUAUUUUAAUUUGCUGUGUUUGCACGUACAUUACAUUUGUUUUGAUGUCUAUUUUUGUUUAACAAAUUCAGUCAAAAGGUAAUGGUAACAGAAACCCUCUCCAUUGUCAAUAAAAACAAUACUUCCAGU